Penicillium verhagenii is the source of this 1032-nucleotide messenger RNA. RefSeq names its product protein GET4. Gene Ontology annotation, cellular component: TRC complex; cytosol. Bases 1 to 1032 code for a protein of 343 amino acids. Gene Ontology annotation, molecular function: protein binding. Gene Ontology annotation, biological process: protein insertion into ER membrane. The record is from RefSeq and is a predicted model, not a curated record. NCBI's taxonomy places the organism in Eukaryota, Fungi, Ascomycota, Eurotiomycetes, Eurotiales, Aspergillaceae. The transcript has 4 exons.
AUGACUUCCAGGAUUGAUAAGACUAUUGCUCGCCAGCAAGAAAAGAUCGCGGCCGGUGCCUACUACGAAGCCCACCAACAACUACGUGUCAUCGCAGCUCGUUACAUUAAAGCCUCUAACUGGGAUGCCGCCGCGGAAAUCUUAGCUGGUGGUUCAACUGCUCUGCUGAGGGCUGGUGCCCAGCAGGGUGCCGCGGCAAGUGGUGGAGACUUGGCGAUCAUGCUGGUGGUCGAGGUAUACAACAAGGCAGAAUGGGAGAUCUCAGGACGUGCCGACGAUGGAGAGAGUCGGAGCCGCAAGAAGCGCCUUAUCGAGCUUCUGCGCGAGUUCCCGUCAGAAGAGCCUACCAGAAAGCGAUUUAUACAAGAGAUUAUUGGAUGGAGUGCGCGAUUUGGGCCACUGGAACGUGGUGAUCCGGACCUGCAUCAUGCAGCAGGCUCGGUGUAUGCAGAAGACAACCAGCCAUACGAAGCCGAGAAACAUCUGAUCCUAGGAACUUCGGAAUCGGCGGAGACUUUGGCAAAACUUGAAUAUGAGUGGUACACCCAUGACGAACCACACACCGCAGCUUUGUAUGCGUCGCGCGCUAUCUUCCCAUACCUCACGACAGGCAACCUCCGCAGUGCCAACAAGGCAUUGCUUAUCUUCACCUCACGCCUGUCAACAUUAAACUCGUCCCUUGGCGUGCAAGAUGUGAGCAGCGCCAGCUCCGACAUUCGGGUCUACCCUGCCCUCCCAUUGCUCAACUUCCUGAGCAUGUUACUUCUGACUAUUCAGCGUGGAAGUGCCGAUCUCUUCCGACAGCUCACCGCACACUAUGCGACACAGAUUCGGGAUGUAGGCAUUUGGGACGACACUCUGGCCCAGAUUGGUGAGCAAUACUUUGGAAUCAAGAUCCCUCGCCAGGGCAACCCCCUGCUUGAUAUGAUGAGCGGUAUGUUGUUUGGUGGUCAAGGCCAAGGCAACGCAGGCUCGUCUCGGCCCGCUGUGAAGAAGGUUGAGGCGCCACCGGCCAAUAUGGAUCUUGACUAG